Molecule: messenger RNA, 2445 nt
Organism: Naumovozyma dairenensis CBS 421
Lineage: Eukaryota; Fungi; Ascomycota; Saccharomycetes; Saccharomycetales; Saccharomycetaceae
Gene: GLN4
Product: glutamine--tRNA ligase
Exons: 1
Coding region: 1-2445 (814 amino acids)
Biological process (GO): translation; glutaminyl-tRNA aminoacylation
Cellular component (GO): cytoplasm; cytosol
Molecular function (GO): glutamine-tRNA ligase activity; ATP binding
Source: RefSeq, a predicted model, not a curated record
AUGUCGGAUUCUAUUUCUGUCGAUGCGUUGGCUGAACAAUUCAGUCAAAUUGGGUUUGAAGAUGCUAAAGUUAAAGAAAUUACUAAAAACAAGAAAGUUUCAGAUUCAUUAUCUCAAUUAAUCUCUCAAGCUCCAAAGGAUUAUCAAUGGAAUAAAUCCACUAGAGCUCUUGUCCAUAAUUUGGCCACUUUAAUCAAAGGUUCUUCUUUAGAUAAGUCUGAAUUGAUCGUUAAUGGAAUCAUUAAUGAAGAUCUGAAAACUAAUUUACAAAUCUCUGCUGCUUUCAAAUAUAUCAAGGCAAAGGGUACUGAUGCCACUCAAGUGGAAAUGAAUGAAAAUUCUGGUGUUGGUAUUGUAGUUACAGAUGAUGAUGUUAGAAAAUCUGUUCAAAAUUAUAUUGAAGAGAAUAAAGAAGCCAUUUUGGAGCAACGUUAUAAGUUGGUUCCUGGACUUUUUGCCAAUAUCAAAAAUUUACCUGAAUUGAAAUGGGCUGAUCCUCGUAGUUUUAAACCAAUUAUUGAUGAAGAAAUCUUGAAAGUGCUGGGGCCAAAGGAUGAAAGAGAUUUAGUUAAAAAGAAACCAACUAAGGAUUCCACCAAAAAAAAUGAUAACAAAAAGAAGGUAAGUAAGGAAACCAAUAAAAAUGCAAAUGAACCUGAAAGAACAAUGUUUAAUGAAGGGUUCUUAGGUGAUUUACAUAAAGUUGGUGAAAAUCCUCAAGCUUAUCCAGAAUUGAUGGAAGAACAUUUGAAAGUCACGGGUGGUAAAGUACGUACAAGAUUCCCACCUGAACCAAAUGGAUAUUUACAUAUUGGACAUUCUAAAGCUAUCAUGGUCAAUUUUGGUUAUGCUAAAUAUCAUGAUGGUGUUUGUUAUUUACGAUUCGAUGAUACCAAUCCGGAAGCUGAAGCACCUGAAUAUUUCGAAUCCAUUAAGAGAAUGGUUCAUUGGUUAGGAUUCACACCAUGGAAAAUUACUUAUUCAAGUGAUUAUUUUGAUAAAUUAUAUGAUUUGGCUGAAUUAUUAAUAAAUAAUGGUAAAGGUUAUAUUUGUCAUUGUACCGCUGAAGAAAUUAAAAGAGGUCGUGGUAUUAAAGAAGAUGGUACACCAGGUGGUGAAAGACAUGCAUGUAAACAUCGUGACAGACCAAUUGAAGAAAAUUUGCAAGAAUUUAGAAAUAUGAGAGAUGGUAAAUAUCAACCCGGUGAAGCUAUCUUAAGAAUGAAACAAGAUUUAACAUCACCAAGUCCACAAAUGUGGGACCUUAUUGCAUACAGAGUACUGAAUGCUGCACAUCCAAGAACUGGUACUAAAUGGAAGAUUUAUCCAACAUAUGAUUUUACUCAUUGUUUGGUCGAUUCAUUUGAAAAUAUUACACAUUCUUUAUGUACCACUGAGUUUUAUCUUUCCAGAGAGAGUUAUGAAUGGUUAUGUGAUCAAGUCCAUGUAUUUAGACCAGCACAAAGAGAGUAUGGUCGUUUAAAUAUUACUGGUACAGUGCUUUCUAAGAGAAAGAUUGCUAAACUUGUUGAUGAAAAAUUUGUUAGAGGUUGGGAUGAUCCAAGAUUAUUUACAUUGGAAGCUAUUCGUAGACGUGGUGUACCACCGGGAUCUAUCUUAUCAUUCAUUAAUACCUUGGGUGUCACUACAAGUACUACUAACAUUCAAGUGGUUAGAUUUGAAAGUGCAAUUAGAAAAUAUUUAGAAGAUACUACACCAAGAUUAAUGUUUAUUCUUGAUCCAAUUGAAGUCAUUGUGGAUAAUUUAUCCGAUGAUUAUGAGGAAUUAGUCACUAUACCAUAUAGAGCUGGUACACCAGAAUUUGGUGAGAGGACUGUUCCAUUUACUAACAAAUUUUUCAUUGAAAGGUCAGAUUUCUCUGAAGUGACAGAUGAUAAAGAAUUUUUCAGAUUGACACCAAAUCAAUCUGUUGGAUUAAUUAAAGUCCCACAUACAGUUUCUUUCCAAAGUGUUGAAAAGGAUGCUUCAGGUAAGAUUACGAAGGUUCAUGUUAAAUAUGAAAAUGAACCAUUGCCCGAAGGUACCAAGGCAAUGAGACCAAAGACAUAUAUUCAAUGGGUUCCAGUGUCAUCUAAGUAUAAUUCACCAGUUAAGAUUGCUGAAACAAGGGUUUACAACCAAUUAUUCAAAUCAGAGAAUCCAUCAUCUCAUCCAGAUGGAUAUUUGAAAGAUAUUAAUGAUGAAAGUGAAAUUAUUUAUGAUAACUCUGUAGUGGAACAUAAUUUUGAUCAUGUUUUGAAGAAUGGUCCAUGGAUUGUUGAUUCUAUUAAGAAAUCAGAAUUUUAUGUUGAAGAGGAUAAAGAGGGUAAAGAAAUUAAUAGAUUCCAGGCUAUGAGAGUUGGUUAUUUCACUUUGGAUAAAGAAAGUACUAAUGAUAAGAUUAUCUUGAAUAGAAUUGUUAGUCUUAAGGAGAGUUCGAAGUAA